UAGACCUCUUCCUGUUUUGAUGGAUGGGAUUACAUUACCAUGGUUGCAAUGGGAGACAAACAAUAGCCCUUCUUCUCCUAUGACAAACCUGAAUAAGACACUUUUGACAUCGACUCCGAAUAGUGCAACUGCAAGUUCCACUCAGGAAAAAUUUAAAGAUCAAAGUAACCAUUCUAUCAGCAGUAGUGGAAGUUGGAGUCCUGAUUACCUUCAGGAGUAUGUCGGAAAGGAUGUAUUUAGUAAACUUGGAAAAGUUUAUAGUAAUCAAGAUCAGUCAUUAUUAGCUAAACCAAAAGGAUUGAAAUAUGAUAUAGAUGAGUAUCUAAAAGUUAAAAGCAGUGAAGAUUUUCUGACUAAGAGAUGGAAGCAAUAACAAAGAAUCAAUUCAGGUUGUCUCCUAUUAUGUCACAUAAGACUGUUUUAGUGUACAUAUAGCUACAAUUAAUCUUGCUAUGGCAUCAUGUAUUUGAAGGCAAGCAUGUUGAUAAAAACGACAAGCAUCAAAUGUGCAAGCUUUCUCAUUUAGGUUCAAUAUGUCGGAUUUUUAAAUUGCCUGCAAUAGUUGAUAUCUGUGUAGAUAAACACUAUUUCUACAAAACAUUGAGUUGUGUACACGGAAUAAUUAUGUAGCUAGUUUUUUAUUUUAAAGUAAGUUAUGUAGCUAGUUAAGAACUUACGUUCAGCAAAAAACAAAUAGAAUUGAACUUUUUUCCUCGUA
Messenger RNA from Cicer arietinum (chickpea), 718 nucleotides. NCBI's taxonomy places the organism in Eukaryota, Viridiplantae, Streptophyta, Magnoliopsida, Fabales, Fabaceae. The record is from RefSeq and is a predicted model, not a curated record.